Molecule: messenger RNA, 1173 nt
Organism: Mycetomoellerius zeteki
Lineage: Eukaryota; Metazoa; Arthropoda; Insecta; Hymenoptera; Formicidae
Gene: CPR17
Product: cuticular protein 17
Exons: 2
Coding region: 209-670 (153 amino acids)
Cellular component (GO): chitin-based extracellular matrix
Molecular function (GO): structural constituent of chitin-based larval cuticle
Source: RefSeq, a predicted model, not a curated record
UUGCUCGCGAACUUCACGCCGGCAACCAUCAGGAGAGGCGAGCUCUACAUGUGACCGCUUGCUCGUGGUGCUCGAUUAUCUUCUUUUGUCAUAUUCCGCCUAAACGCGCUACACUCAUUGAGUGAAGGCUCAGAACGCUUCUCGUUCUUUUUUUGCGACCACGCGUACUGCAAUCGUAUAAACGCGCGAUCAUCGUCGAGCAGACAGCAUGCGUAUCCUGUUGGUAGCGGCCCUUUUCGGGCUCGUUCAAGGCCAAUACUUCCAGGAACCGAAAAAGAUCGUGAGCUACUCGCAUGAUCUCGGUGACACCCGCGGUCAUUAUUCAUUCUCUUACGAGACUGAGGGCGGCAUACAUCAACGAGAGAGUGGCAGCCGCAAGUAUGCCGGCACUUCCGACGAGACGCAACUCAUUCAGGGCUCCGUGCAGUACAACGCGCCGGACGGUACCCCCAUCGCCAUGAGCUGGACCGCCGACGAGUUCGGCACCCAGGUGUCCGGCACCCACAUCCCCACCCCGCCACCGAUCCCGCCGGCGAUUCAGCGUGCCCUUGAGUGGAUCGCUAAGCAGCCCACGACCCCGGAACCGAUCGAGAAGAACAAUCCGACGCAGAACGCGGUCCCCCGCAGCGACAUUCGCCAAUUUCGAUUAUCGUCAAAUAAACGAAACUGAAUGCGUCACACAAAGUACCGUUAAGUUCGUCCAAAAUUGCCUGUCCUUCCUGUCGCUUCACAUAGAUAACACGCUUUUAAUAAAAAUUUGUACUUUUAUAGAAAUUUUCAAGGCUUAUGUUGUUAGUGGAGAUAGAUUUUGGCACAUACAAGAGUUUAUCCUUCCUGCAUUCCCAUGUUAGUCGAGGGGCGGUUCUAUCAAUAAUAGUGAUUCUCGUACGCUUUCUCAUAGUUUGCGCAUGAUCUCAUAAUCAGAUGGUAAAACGUUUUAAUAUAUAGAGACGAAUCUCUUCUUUUUGUUAUACAUACCAUAUAAGCACAUUUGCUUUUGCCGUUGUCAUCUAAAACUGAAGUGAAUGAUCUACAUCCGAGAUGUAACAUUCAAGCGUGUGUAAACAAAAUGGCAUAAAUAAGUGAGUAUACACUGAGAUUACUCGAUAAAUGCGCUUCAUUUUUUUACACGUACCUGCCUCUUCUGAAAGUAUUAAGUUUCGAUGAACAAAG